This is a messenger RNA of Zalophus californianus (California sea lion), 1614 nucleotides long. Its product is annotated as transmembrane protease serine 11E-like. Bases 1 to 1614 code for a protein of 537 amino acids. Gene Ontology annotation, biological process: proteolysis. Gene Ontology annotation, cellular component: plasma membrane. The transcript is spliced from 12 exons. Gene Ontology annotation, molecular function: serine-type endopeptidase activity. Lineage: Eukaryota; Metazoa; Chordata; Mammalia; Carnivora; Otariidae. The record is from RefSeq and is a predicted model, not a curated record.
AUGACGUGUUCCGUGGCACUGGUGGAAAUAGAACUAGUGUGGCAGAUGGUAUCCAGUGCCAGAGUUCAUAGGUCUCCAGAGCCUGGGGCAUCACAUCUUGAUCAGAUGGGCAGGACUGCACGGCGAGUGGAGAGCCUGGAUUUUGCGUUGAUACAAUAUCGGCACCUGUUUGGAGAGUUUGCAGGGUCUCGCCUUGCCUGUGGCUGGGAGCUCUGCUACAGCCAGGUUCUUCCCUGCAGCCUUCCCAUCCUGCUGGCUGACGGGAUGUUUGCUACCUUUGCUGCUAUUGAUGUUUAUCAGCCUGCCAUUCUGCCUCUAACUACCACGGGCAUUGCCUGCCCAGCUCCUGAGUGGCCUGCUGUGGUGAAGAACAGGAAGAGAGUUUGUUUGGAGCCCUGGGUUAUUGGCCUCAUCACCUUUAUCUCCCUGAUUGUCCUGGCAGUGUGCAUUGGACUUACUGUUCAUUAUGUGAGAUACAAUCAAAGGAAGACCUACAAUUACUAUAGCACAUUGUCAUUUACAAGUAACAAACUGUAUGGCGACUUUGGAAGAGAGGGUUCUAAAAAUUUCACAGAAAUGAGCCAGAAAAUUGAAUCAAUGGUGAAAGAUGCUUUUCAUAAAUCUCCAUUGAGGGAAGAAUUUGUCAAGUCUCAGAUUAUCAGGUUCAGUCAAGAGGAACAUGGAGUGUUGGCUCAUAUGCUGCUGAUUUUUAGAUUUCGCUCUACUGAGGAUCCUGCAACCACUGACAAAAUUCUUCAACGUGUUCUACCUGAAAAGCUGCAAGAUGCUGUAGGACCCCCUAAAUUAGAUCCUGAAUCAGUUGAAAUUAAAAAAAUCAACAAGACAGAAACAGACAACUUUCUGAACAAUUGCUGUGGGACACGAAGGAGUAAAACUACAAGUCAGAGUCUCAGGAUCGUCGGUGGGACACAGGUAGAAGAAGGUGAAUGGCCAUGGCAAGCUAGUCUGCAGUGGGAUGGAAUCCAUCGCUGUGGAGCAACUUUAAUUAAUAGCACAUGGCUUGUGAGUGCUGCUCACUGCUUUAGAAUGUAUAAGGACCCAGACAGAUGGACUGUUUCCUUUGGAGUAACAAUAAAGCCUCCAAAGAUGAAGCAAGGCCUUCGAAGGAUAUUUGUCCAUGAAAAAUAUAAGUACCCAUCACAUGACUACGAUAUUUCAGUUGCAGAGCUUUCUAGCCCUGUUCCCUACACAAAUGCAGUACAUAGGAUUUGUCUCCCUGAUGCAUCCUAUGAGUUCCACCCAGGCAAUGAGAUGUUUGUGACAGGAUUUGGAGCACUGCAAAAUGAUGGUGGUAGUCAAAAUCAUCUUUGGCAAGUACAAGUGGAUCUCAUAGACACUCAAACCUGUAACGAACCCCAGUCUUACAAUGGUGCCAUAACUCCUAGAAUGUUAUGUGCUGGCUUCUUGAAAGGAAAAAGAGAUGCGUGCCAGGGUGACUCCGGAGGACCACUGGUUAGUCCAGAUGCUAGAGAUAUCUGGUACCUUGCUGGAAUAGUGAGCUGGGGAGAUGAAUGUGCACAACCUAAUAAGCCCGGUGUUUACACUAGAGUGACUGCUUUCCGGGACUGGAUCCGUUCCAAAACUGGUAUCUAA